CCUUCUAUUUGUUCAGAUACUUCUAGAAUUGAAUCAUUGCUUUUUAGACUUAUUUUCCUUACAAAUCUUUUUCACCAUAUUCAUGUGUGAUACAGCUUAAUACAAGAAUUUUUUUUUCCAUCAUAAAAAUAUAUUAGGCACGAGAAGUGAGUUAUACAACCUGCUUACGAACUUACAAACACAUUUCGAGUACAUGCCAGACUUAUACAAGAAAAAACAAAAAUUCCCUAGCAUGCAAGCUCUUAAAGAAGACAAAUACGUUUCCUUACUAUUACAAAAAAAACCCAUUAUCGAGAAAACAUAGAUAGAGGUUUCAACUUGCUCAUCAUUACACCGAUAGGCCAGGCUACAGAACCACCCGGAACCACAUAAAACUGACUGAAUUGGUUAGUUUAUUGAUUAAUCGGUUUAACGAUUUGUUGAAAGUCAGAUACAUGUAUAGAUUUCCACAAAGUGGAAAAUAUUACUUUACCAGCUGAGGAUUCGGUGUUGUUGGAAACUGUAGAAAAAAUAAAAAUAUAUUGGUCUUGAAGUCUUGAAAAAAGUAAAGGGUGGAAUCAAGGACUACUGCAUUUACCAUCGCUUAAAGAGCAUCAAAAUACAAUUCAGUCAGUUUUAUGUGGUUCUGGGUGGUUCUGUAGCCUGUUCGAAACUACGCUAGGCGCUAGUCGGGCGGCAACACCGGGCCUAGCGAGUUAUCAAAAAAUCGGGGAUUAAACGGAGAUUAAUCGGGGCCUAGGUUUUAAUACAAUUUAAUGUAUUUAUAAUAUGUUUAUGUAAUAAACAUGAUAAUAAGAGCAUCUGCAUUGGCGGAUCAUAUGGGGUUCAUGGGCUCGGGAUCUUAUGGCCUUUUGCGUUUUUAAAAUUUUAAAAAGGCCGAUAUUUGGUGAACCGGUUCGUCCGAAUGAUACCGUAUGAGACGGGUUCACGCGACGUGGCAAGAGGGCAUUGGUGGCGUUUUUUUUUGUAGAGUGAAGCGAAACAAGGGUUUCUCGAAAUGUUUCUCAUUUGGUCUUCUCUCUCAUUUCACUCCGCCUCCUUGGUGAUUUAUCGUACGACGGUUCUACCCGGAGCUUUUCUCCACGACGACGACGCCGGAGCUUUCCUCUACAAGCUCAGGUGAGAAUCGACUAGAUUAACGGUUUCAUUCCAUCGAUUAUGUGGUCCAAAGCGAAUUCGAUUUCCAUUGUUAAGAGUUAGGGUUCUAGGGUUCUAAAUCGAAAAGGGGGUUUUCGAUAAAUGGUUAUAUUUCGUCAUGCGGUUUGGUUAGGGUACUUAAUCGAAUUGAGAGGCUCGUUUUAGGGUUCUAAUUAGGGUUCUAAAUCGAAAAGGGGGUUUUCGAUAAAUGGUUAUAUUUCGUCAUGCGGUUUGGUUAGGGUACUUAAUCUAAUUGAGAGGCUCGUUUUAGGGUUCUAAUUAGGGUUCUAAAUCGAAAAGGGGGUUUUCGAUUAAUGGUUAUAUUUCGUCAUGCGGUUUGGUUAGGGUACUUAAUCUAAUUGAGAGGCUCGUUUUAGGGUUCUAAAUGGUGUGAUUUGUGGUACAGAUGGACCCAGCCGAAGAGAGAAGAGAGAUGAAGAGGCAAAAGGAGCACUACAUGAUGCUUCAAUGCGCGGCUGAUGCGCAAUACGGGAUUCCGACGAGGUGUCUGUGUGGUUCGCGCAUCAUUAACGAGGUUCGUGGAAAGGAGGAGUACGACAGCCUUCCUGGGAAGCGUUUUUUCACGUGCAAGAACUACGAGGAUGAUGGGUUGCAUUUUCGUCAUCCUUGGGUGUUUGGUGUCCAGGAGGAGAUCGAGAGUCUGACAAAACGUGUGAAGGAGUCCGAGGAGGUGACUCUUUUGGUGGCAAAACUCAAUAAACAGAUUGAAACACUGGCGGUGAGAAUCCUCCUAUAUUUAGAUAAUACAGUAGUUAUAUUUUUUUGACAUUUGUGAGUGUUUGUGAGUGUUUUAUUUUGACAUUGGAUGAUAAUUUUGACAUUUGUGAGUGUUUUCCAUUUUUCCAGGAACAGGUUCACGACCUCAAUGUCAAAGUACGUGUCCUACAGAAGGUCUGCUUCGACUAAAAAUAGAAGGUACGCCUCAAUCUCAUGAAAACUGUUUGAGUUAUCUUUGGUUCGCUAACUUGAUUGUGUCCUUCCUCUUUUUUGUUUUGCAGGUCACGGGCAUCAAGUCACAAGUUCGCAAGUCACGGGUAGUGUUUAUGUUUUGUCUGUUUUAUGUCUAGUUGCUCAGAUUGUGUAGCAUUUUCCUUCUGACUACACUUUCUUUUCACUUGUUUCACGGAUGUAAUGAAGACACCCACGGGUGUAUGUACUAAAAACUUGGUUCACGGAUUUGUAAACACCCACGGGUGUAUUUGUAUGGAUGCUCUAUAUAUAUUAUGUCUUUCGUUAUCUGAAAACCUUCACAGAAGAAGGAAAAAACAUAAAACCUCGUUCCCUGUCUUUCUUUAUCUUUCAUUAUCUUUGCAAACCAAAACUAUCAUAAAAACUCAUUCCCCAUCUUUCUUUAUCUUUCAUUUUCUUUCCAAAACACUCGACACUUGAACAAUGUCGACCUCGUCAAGUGAUGAAGUCGAUGAAAUUCUAAAUGAAGCCUUUGAAGAAAUUGUGGAUCAACAUCUUGAUAAUUUCAUCGAUUCAGUCAUUAAUGUUCAAGACAACACCCGGAGUAGACGAACUUAUAUCGAAAGAGAUCGAGAACAAGGACAGAAACAGCUUUGGGACGACUAUUUUAGUGAUCAUCCUACAUAUUCAGCAGACAUGUUUAGGCGGCGUUUUCGAAUGAACAAGCCAUUGUUCCUCCGCAUUGUCGAUCGCCUAAGUAAUGAAGUUCCAUACUUUCAGCAAAGAAGAAAUGCUCACGGCAGGUACGGACUAACUGCACUUCAAAAAUGUACGGCGGCUAUACGUAUACUAGCAUAUGGUCAAUCGGGAGAUAUGUAUGACGAAUAUCUCCGACUUGGUGAGAGUACAUCACGUUUAUGUUUGGAAAAUUUUACUAACGGAAUAAUAAAUUUGUUUGGAAAUGAGUAUCUAAGAAGACCUACACCGGAGGAUCUUCAACGAUUACUCGAUCUUGGAGAGGCACGCGGGUUUCCAGGUAUGAUCGGCUCGAUCGACUGUAUGCAUUGGCAGUGGAAAAACUGCCCAACGGCUUGGAAAGGCCAGUACACACGUGGUUCAGGGAAGCCGACAAUUGUCUUAGAAGCUGUGGCAUCACAAGAUCUUUGGAUAUGGCACGCAUUUUUUGGAUUACCAGGUACUCUCAACGAUAUCAAUGUUCUUGAUCGGUCACCAGUUUUUGAUGACAUUUUACAAGGUCGAGCACCAAAAGUUAAGUUCAAGGUCAAUAACCACACAUAUCGUAUGGCUUACUACCUUACUGACGGAAUAUAUCCAAACUGGGCAACAUUUAUCCAAUCCAUCCGACUUCCUCAAGGUCCUAAAGCAGAGCUAUUUGCCGAACGUCAAGAAUCUACCCGAAAAGAUGUCGAACGGGCUUUUGGAGUUUUGCAAGCGAGGUUUGCAAUAGUUAAAAACCCGGUUCUAGUAUGGGACAAGGAAAAAAUAGGACAGAUUAUGAAAACUUGUGUCAUAUUGCACAAUAUGAUUGUAGAGGACGAACGAGGCGGAUACACUCUAACUGAUACAUCUCAGUUCGAGUCGGGAGAGACAAGCAGAAGUUCCAAGGUGAAAAGUAGAACAAGUUUUAAUGUCGGUAAUAUGCUAGGCAUUCGCAAUGAUCUUCGGGAUUCAGAGAAACAUGAUCGUUUGAAAGCUGAUUUAGUUGAAAACGUUUGGCAAAAAUUUGGUAACGAAGAUGAAUAAAAUUUGUAUGUUCAAGAAUUCUCAAAGUAUUCAAUAAUAUGUAUUUGGAAUAUAUUUGUUUAUGUAAUCUAUUUUAAACAAAAUUUUUUAAAAAAUUAUUAUAUUUUAUUCAUUUAUUGUCAUAUAUUAAAAACUUUAAAAAAUAUUAUUUUAUUCCUAUGAACCCCUUUUUUAGGUUCACCAAUGCAGCAGCACAAUAUGUUGAGGUUCAUCACUAUUUAUGGGACCAUCAAAAAAUUAAUAAAAAAUUCUUAUGAACCCCAAGAAGGGGUUCACUAAUGCAGAUGGUCUAAUAGUUUUAAUACAUGCUUAUAUAUACAAAUAUAUGUGACAGAUGGACGUAGAAGCGUCACAGUCCAGCGGCUUGUGACGUUUAUGUAAUCUUAAGAGGUAGUGUGUUCGAUUCUCCAGCAAUAUUUCUUUUCCAUUCUUUUUACAUGUGCGAUUUUGAAAAAAAAAAAACUUAACUUGUCCCACAUCGGUUAACAAUGAGGAAGAGAGGUGUUGAAAUCCUUUAUAAAUACAGGGACAAAGUCUACUCAAUUCACAGACAAAUGGGCUUUCGUUUUAAGACCCAAAAUUUGUCAACAAAGUCUAACUAUUAGGCGCUUUAAAUCGGUUUUAAUCCGAUUUUUUAGCGAUUAAUUGGUUAGUUUAUUGAUUAAUCGGUUUAACGAUUUGUUGAACCGAUUUGGUGAAAUCGCCGCGGUUUGGUUCCGCCGAGCGCCUAGUCGGCCGACUAAUCGGCUAGGCGUCCGCGUUUUCGAACAGAGGCCCAACUCAAAAAAAUUUCUUUUUUUUUUGCAUUUUCUAAGGUGAUAAUAACAUUGAAGGAUCUUCUAUCAUGCAUCAACAUCGUUCCGAGAUUAGGAACGAAUCAAUCAAUGGCAAUGAUCAAGAAGCCGACAGAGACAUACAUGAGGAAGACAGGAUAAAGUGCGAGAGCUUUUCUUUUCGGGUUCACAGCAGUGCUCAUGAAAGAAUAAGCAGCCGAAGAGCUGCGGGCAAGAGUGGAAGACACAACGAUCAUUUUGAGUAUCACAUUGUCCUUCAACAUGCAGAUCACUGCUCCAACGUCCAGUGGGAAUAGACAGUAGCCCAAAAGGCUUAGGCUUUGGAAGAAGAUUAUAUGUCCUCCCUGAAAAAAAUUCAUAUUGUUCAAGACAGCGAAAGUGAGAUGCUUAAAAAAAUCAAAACUUGUAACGAGAAAUAAAAAGUAUGUGGCUUUUACUAAUAUACGAAUCAAAUGUGCAUAAUAUAUGAA
Brassica rapa (field mustard) is the source of this 5095-nucleotide messenger RNA. RefSeq names its product putative nuclease HARBI1. Lineage: Eukaryota; Viridiplantae; Streptophyta; Magnoliopsida; Brassicales; Brassicaceae. The record is from RefSeq and is a predicted model, not a curated record.